CCCCUCCCGCCCGCCGCGAUGGAGCGGGACCGCGAGCCGCCGCCGGCCUCGCCCUCGCCCAGAUCCAGAUUUGUGUAUGGAGUUGUUGAAGAUGUGAGAUCCAUUAAAAAAACUUUUUGCAUUCAAGAAAGCAUCAUUUAAAUUUAUCUGUUUUAGAAUUAUCAAGUGUGGCACUUGAUAACUCAUCUUCAAGAUUUCUUCACUGACAUCUGAAGGACAAAGUGCUUUUCCAACCUGUACUUCUGUAGCACUAUGACUAACUGUAAAGACAGAUCUAUCAUCACCAAAACAAACAGCAAAGUUCAUGACAGAGAAGGUUUUGUAAACUGGACCAUAAGUCUUAGUACAGUUCAGUCCGAUAAAUUUUUGAAUCUGCUUUUGAGUAUGGUUCCAGUUGUUUACCAAAUAAACCAGGAUGAAAGACACAAAAAAGUGAAUGGUGUUUGGCAAGAUGGAUUACAACCAGCAGGACAUAAUUAUAAUGUUAAAUCUGAGCAGCACGCAGAAUAUCAUCACUUCUCAGAACAAACUUUUCAUGGUAGUAAUGGACACAGCCCUUCUAACUGUAGCCCUAAGUAUGAUGACUUUUCCAGUUAUAAUUACUGUGAUGGAAUGGACACUUCAGAAACAGAUGCAAUGUUGCAGGAAGACCAUCUGUCUAGUGACAGUAAUGAAGAUAUUAUUGUGGAGGGGAGUAGAAAGCAACCCAAGGAAUCUAGUAGUAUUAUGGCACUGCAGAUACUCGUACCUUUUUUGCUAGCAGGAUUUGGAACUGUUUCAGCUGGCAUGGUUUUGGAUAUUGUACAGCACUGGGAUGUAUUCAAGAAUGUUACUGAAGUUUUUAUCCUGGUUCCUGCUCUUCUUGGUCUCAAAGGAAAUUUGGAAAUGACCUUGGCAUCCAGGCUGUCAACUGCAGUAAAUAUUGGAAAAAUGGAUUCUCCCAUUGAGAAAUGGAACUUGAUAAUUGGCAAUUUGGCCUUAAAACAGGUUCAGGCAACAGUAGUUGGUUUUCUGGCAGCAGUGGCAGCAGUUAUAUUGGGCUGGAUUCCAGAAGGCAAAUACAGCUUCAGUCAUUCAAUCCUUCUGUGUUCUAGCAGUGUAGCAACUGCAUUCAUAGCUUCUCUUUUACAAGGAAUAAUAAUGGUUGGAGUUAUUGUUGGAUCAAAGAAGACUGGAAUUAAUCCUGACAAUGUUGCCACUCCUAUAGCAGCAAGCUUUGGAGAUCUUAUCACUCUUGCUAUUCUAGCGUGGAUAAGUCAGGGUCUUUAUGCUUGCCUUGAAACAUAUUACUAUAUAUCUCCUUUGGUUGGUGCCUUUUUUUUGGCUCUGACUCCUAUGGGGAUUGUCAUAGCUGCCAAACACCCAGCUACUAGAACUGUUCUCCAUUCAGGAUGGGAGCCUGUUAUAACUGCCAUGAUUAUAAGCAGUAUUGGUGGCCUUAUUCUGGACACAACUGUAUCUGAUCCAAACUUGGUUGGAAUUGUUGUUUAUACCCCGGUAAUCAAUGGUAUUGGUGGUAAUCUAGUAGCUAUUCAAGCUAGCAGAAUUUCUACCUACCUCCAUUUGCAUAGCAUUCCUGGAGAGCUGCCUGAAGAAGCCAAGGGUUGCUAUUAUCCAUGCAGAACCUAUUACGGUACAGGAGUAAAUAACAAAUCAGCCCAAGUCCUGCUUCUUCUGGUGAUUCCUGGUCAUCUAAUUUUCUUGUACACUAUUCAUUUAAUGAAAAGUGGCCACACUUCCUUAACUCCAAUCUUCAUAGCAGUAUAUUUGUUUGCAGCUCUGCUACAGGUGUUUACUCUGUUAUGGAUUGCUGACUGGAUGGUGCACCACUUCUGGAAAAAGGGAAAGGAUCCUGACAGUUUUUCUAUCCCUUAUCUUACUGCACUGGGAGAUCUGCUUGGAACUGCCUUAUUAGCUGUAGGUUUUCAUUUUCUAUGGCUCAUAGGUGACAGAGAUGGUGAUGUUGGAGAUUAAUGAUUUCAAUGGAUGCAAUGACUUUUCCUGAAGUACUGAGAUGAGCAAUCAUUCCACUUGAUGGUCCUCAAAAUGGUCGUUCCAUUUGGUCUAAGUAAAUCAAGUUGACACAGUUGCAAAACAGCCUUAAUCAUUGUGGUUUGGAUUGGUAAAAAAGGAUGGAUCUAGGAGGAGACUUGAGGCCUUUAGACUGGAAAACAAGGUGGAUGGCUGCUAGUUGAAAACAUCUGAGCAGAAACAAUGAAGGACACAUCAACCCUUUAUCAAGUUCUACAUUUUUAAAAGAGCUGGUCUUUUAAAAGAACUGUUUCUUAUCUGUUAGUGCAAACCAAAACAAUCUCUUAAUUUCUUAUUCAGUGGUGACAAAGAGGGUAAAAAACAAUCAGUGACUUACCUUGUUUUUCUUCCCUAAUAUUAAGUGGUUAUAUGUUCUCAUCUUCCCACAGUAGUGGAUAGGAUACCACAGAUGAGUUCUCUUUCAUAGACCUGAUUAGCUGGUAAGUUCUUAUCUUGCAAUUUCAGUGCUGUAACUCUGACCACUGCAGACUUGGUAUCAAUAAUAACUGCUAGAGUGAUUUGUACCCUGAUUGUUAAAAUGUUUUGUCACAAGCUUCAUGUAUGCUAAUAGAAAUAUCAUCAUUUAUAAAAUCAGGCACUUGAAAAGUGUCUGCAGGACUGAGCCCUUUUUCUUUCUGCUAAAAAAAGCAACCUAAUUAUUUUACUGAUGUAAUUUAUUAGAAGAGUGUAGUGAAGAGAGAGAACGUGAGACUGACCUGAUCAAUAAUAAGGGAUAAAUUAUGUGCUGGAAAGUGUCUUUUCAUUUAGCAACUGGAAGAAACGUUGGACUAACUCAUAUUAACAGUGUUGUGAUGGCCAGUGUCCUGACUUGAAGGAAGUAUUUCGAGGUGUUGAUUCAAACACAAAUGCUUAUCCCAGACUAAAACUUGGGGGAUGAAAGAUUAUGUUGCUACUUUAGGCACAUAGGAAGUUACAUAAACUUUUGAAAUUCCAGAGCUGUCUACAUCAUCCACUUCCAAGCAGAAACCUCCGUUCUUGCUAACAGGAUUUCUGCUUUCAAGCUCUAGAAAUAAUAUUGUUCAUCAGGAAUGACUGCUUCUGAAUGAUUUAUCUUAUUUCUAUACCACAGUAUUUCAGAUAAUGCAUUGAUCGUGAAGACUCUGGUUACCACUUAGAAAAAAGUACACUGAUUGCUCUGGUUUAUAAUCUACUGGAAAUUCCUCGUGGCAUGUGUUUUUUAAAGACUGCAGCAUACAUCAUAAAUGCAUAAUUACAUAACUCAGAUUUCAGAUGUUAUUAUCAAAAGUUUUUAAUUUUGAGAAUUAAAUUAGACAACUAAAUCCACCUAUCAGUGUAAGCUGUAAAUCUGUAAACAUUAGUCCUGGAAUUUAUGGAUAUGAAUUGUCCCUUUUAAUUCAAUGGACCUACUCAAAUGAAUUAAGUUAAUUAAAUGCAUAAGUGGUAAUGGGGCUUCUACAGAUGUUGGUCGCCUUAAACUCUGUGGAAAUUGGAAGUGUAAUUCUGCAAAUUAAACCAGCUAUUCAGUGCCUAGACAUGGAUUUAGAUGCCUGACUUAGCACUCUCAUUUUAAAGUUUUUAUUUGAGCUUUUUGUUAGAGCUAAAUGACAUAGUUGUUUGAAUGAAUCAUAUGUAUUAUGUCUUUUAUUAUGUGAAAGAUGAAAUCUUUCUAACUUCAAGUUCUCUGACUUCUCUUAGUUUCUAUUAAUGUUAUUUAAACUAGUUGUAUGUAGCAUUGCAGGAAAUACUCCUAUUAAAUUGUUUAAAAUGGACUAAAUGUUAAUUUUAUUUUAUUUUUUUAAACUUAUCUGUUUAUUUUCAUUCAUGGCUGUUUGCUUUUGGUACAGACUUAGAUGCAAGAUUUUUUAUUCUGAUAGAACUGCCGUCUGUAUUAAUAAGUAUUUCAAAUGCUUUUCUCAUUAGAGUUAUUGGAUUUUAAAGCCCUUUUAAAACAGAUUGCAAGAUUCUUGACAAUUAAAAUUUCUUGAGGUACUUGUGAUCUGUACUUACAUGAUGCUUGAGGGCACCGUGCUGUUUGGCCAUGGCAGGAUCCUUACUGUGCUCAAUAUUUUCACAGUAAAUAAUCAACAUCUGGUGUUACGGCCUGCUGGCAGGUGGGUGAGUGAUCAGACUGCAGAAUUGGGAAAGAAAUGUCAAAUGGGACAAAUUCAGUGAAAUUUGAAAAGCAGAAAUACACAUCUUGAAUAAUCUGUGGCAUGGAAAGGUUUUGAUUCCUGUGUGGAAGAGGCAUCUAAAAUUAAACAUGCAGGUUUGCUAGCUCUUCUGCACAAACAUUAUGAAGGAGAAAAACCCUAAUGACCAAGUUCUGGAGGGUGUGUUACCCCAUUGCACAAUGAUAACCUGGGAGAAGGCACAAAAAAGUUGUUGUAUCCAAGAGAAUCUGUCAUCUGCUCAAAAACCCUUAGAUUAAUUUUAACUCUGGUCAAGUCUACUUUGCUACAGUAGACCACUAAUUUGAUUUUUAUGCUUAUCCUAAUAUGACUCCAUUUCUUUUCUGCACAUGUGUAAGAAAUGUUAAUAACAUUAUAUU
This is a messenger RNA of Centrocercus urophasianus (Greater sage-grouse), 4561 nucleotides long. RefSeq names its product solute carrier family 41 member 2 (gene SLC41A2). Gene Ontology annotation, cellular component: plasma membrane. The record is from RefSeq and is a predicted model, not a curated record. The transcript is spliced from 11 exons. Bases 253 to 1974 code for a protein of 573 amino acids. Gene Ontology annotation, molecular function: monoatomic cation transmembrane transporter activity. Lineage: Eukaryota; Metazoa; Chordata; Aves; Galliformes; Phasianidae. Gene Ontology annotation, biological process: monoatomic cation transport.